AUGGCACGCCUGCUCACGCUUGCAACGGUGCUCGCCUCGGCUCUGUCGGCCGACCCCUUCAACUGGCGCCCAUGCCCCGGGGUGGCCGACCCCCAGGUGCAAUGCGGGUCACUCGACGUGCCCCUCAACUACAAGGAUCCGUCCAACCCGGCUACGAUUGCGAUUGCAGUGCGUCGGUACCG
Molecule: messenger RNA, 182 nt
Organism: Saprolegnia parasitica CBS 223.65
Lineage: Eukaryota; Oomycota; Saprolegniomycetes; Saprolegniales; Saprolegniaceae
Exons: 1
Source: RefSeq, a predicted model, not a curated record